Naegleria gruberi is the source of this 1095-nucleotide messenger RNA. RefSeq lists its product as uncharacterized. NCBI's taxonomy places the organism in Eukaryota, Heterolobosea, Eutetramitea, Acrasida, Naegleriidae. The transcript has a single exon. The record is from RefSeq and is a predicted model, not a curated record. Bases 1 to 1095 code for a protein of 364 amino acids.
AUGCAAAGUAUUCUCCAAUUACCUCCUGAACCAUUGGGAGUGAUUUGUUCGUUUAUUUGUGAUGAACCCGAAUUAAUUAAAUCCUUCAUGAUUACUAAUAAGGAUUGGUAUUAUAAUUUAUAUAUGGAUGAGAAUUCUAAUAUUUGGGCAGAGAUUGUAACAUACCGAGCAGAUAAGAAUAUUUUGGAACAAUUUAUGAAGGAAAAGCAAGAUCGUUCCUAUAGAGAAUUAGUAUUUUCUAUUUGGAAUGAAAUGUCUGGUUAUGGAGGGAAUUCAUUAUUUGUUUUCAAGAAUAAUGAAAAUGGUAAUUUAGCUCAACAAGUAGGAAUGCAAGUAAAAUUUGAUGAUGAGAUGGCAAAUAGAUUUAAAGGAACUGAUGGGUUUACAGUUGAAAUGUGGAUUAAUUUUAAAUUGCAUACCUUCUUUCCAGUCAUGUGUUGUUUAACUGAUAGAGAUUGGAAUAAUGGUUUUGGAUUAUUUGAAUAUACAAACGGAAACAAUGAAGAAAAUCCAAAUACUAUUAACAUGUUUGUACAAGAUUGGUAUCAAGAUCCAAAUUAUUUCACUACAGCUCCAAUUCCAGAUGUGAAUGAAUGGAAUCAUUUUGCUGGAGUUUUCAGUUAUGCAGAUAAUACAGUCAGGAUUUAUAGAAAUGGUCAAUUGAUAAAUUGUAAAACAAUUACUGAUCAUAAUAUUCAAAUAAGUUCAGAUAUGAAUUUGGUGAUUGGUUUUUCUGAUUAUUCAGGUGAUAUUUCUUAUCAUGUUAUUGGUGAAUUUAAUGACAUUAGAGUUUGGAAUGUGGCUCGAUCUGAUACUGAAAUUUCAGAAUAUUACAAUAAGAGAAUUACAAAACUAAACUUUUUGAAUGAGAAAGAGUAUGAAGGAUUAGUUUUCAAUUUUUAUCCAUCAGUGGAGGAUACUAAGGAAAAUAUCAAGAACAAAUCACCAAAUCCAGAAUACAGAAUUGAGAAGUAUGAUAUUGUAGAUAAUGCAGCAACAGAUAUUGCAACCUCUGAAGUUGAUAAAAUGGGGAAAAGUCUACUUUCUAAAAUGUGGUCGAGUGCCUAUUCCACAAUAAAGAAGGUUUUCAAAUAA